UUCUAGCUAGCUUUCAAAAUGAUGAAAAAUAAGCCAAUUGCCUUGGUUCUUCUGGUUUUGCUUAUUUUCAUUCACAAUACUUCAGGUUCUUCUCAAGAUGAUCAAGGACAACUUCAAGUUGGUUUCUAUGCAAAAACAUGUCCCGACGCUGAAGCCAUCAUUCAUGAGGUUGUCCGAAGGGCUGUUGUUGCUGAUCCUAGGAACGCCGCCAUACUGCUUAGGCUUCAUUUCCAUGACUGCUUUGUUGAAGGUUGUGAUGGUUCGAUAUUGAUAAACAAUGAUCUAGAUGGUGAGCUAAAAGCAGCGGGCAACGCUGGAGUUACCGGUUUUGAUAUCAUUGAGGAUGCCAAAGCAAGGUUGGAAAGCGCUUGCCCCGCUGUGGUUUCCUGUGCGGACAUCGUGGCUUUGGCUGCAAGAGAUGCUGUGUCCUUGUCUAAUGGACCAUUCUAUCAAGUUCCGACCGGUCGAAGGGAUGGCCGGAUCUCAAAGAUGUCUCUAGCCGCCGAUUUACCGGAUGUUGAUGAUUCAAUUGAGGUUCAGAAAUCCAAGUUUAAGCAGAAAGGUCUUUCUCACAAAGACCUCGUUCUUCUAAGUGGUGGGGCACAUACAAUAGGGGUUACUGCAUGUUUCUUCAUGCAAAACAGACUCUACAACUUUGCCUCGCGGGGCGGCUCCGAUCCAGCCAUUCACCCUCUCUUCCUACCGGAGCUCAAAGCCAAAUGCCCCUUAAACGGGGAUGUCAACGUCCGAAUAGCCCUUGAUCGGACGAGCCAAUUUAUCUUCGACGACCAAAUCCUUUACAACAUCAGAAGCGGGUUCGCAGUGAUAGCGUCCGAUGCCAGACUGAACGACGACCACGACACUAGGCAAGUGCUGAAUUCUUAUAUUGGCGGCUCCAAGGGUUCUAAUAAAACCGGACCAUCUUUCAAGGAAGAUUUCACCGCAGCAAUGGUGAACAUGGGAAAGAUCGACGUCAAAACGGGCUCUAAAGGAGAAAUUAGGCGGGUUUGCAGCGCCGUUAAUUGAGUCCUAGUCAUAAAAAACAAAUAAUUGGAUAUAUAUAUUUUGAUGUGUUAAUGGGAAACAAUCAAAAACGUCAUUAUAGAUAAAUGUAUAUGAUAACUGUGAAAUCAAAUAAUGUAUAUUUA
Messenger RNA from Rubroshorea leprosula, 1148 nucleotides. NCBI's taxonomy places the organism in Eukaryota, Viridiplantae, Streptophyta, Magnoliopsida, Malvales, Dipterocarpaceae. The record is from the annotation of a GenBank genome assembly.